AUGAUGAGGUUUAUGGUCCUUGCUUUUCUGGUUGUCGGGGCUUAUGGGUGUGGUAUGCCCACCUUCCCUCCCAUCGUAAAGAGGGUUGUUGGGGGUGAGGAUGCUCGUCCACAUAGCUGGCCCUGGCAGAUUUCCCUCCAGUACAGCAGAAAUGGUCAAUGGGGCCACACCUGUGGAGGUACCCUGAUCUCCAGCGAAUGGGUUCUUACUGCCGCUCACUGCAUUAAUAAGGCCAACACUUACAGAGUUGUGCUGGGCAAACACAACCUGAAGGAGGUUGAGGAUGGCACUCUGGCCAUCCCUGCUAGCACCAUCGUCGUGCAUGAGAAGUGGAGCUCCUUCUUCAUCCGCAACGACAUCGCCCUGGUGAAGCUGUCUACUCCUGUUGCCUUCACUGACACCAUCAUGUCUUCUUGUCUUCCUGAGGCUGGCUACAUCCUGCCCAAUAAUGCUCCCUGCUACGUCACUGGCUGGGGACGCAUAAAGACUGGUGGCCCGAUUGCUGAUAUUCUGCAGCAGGCUUUGCUCCCUGUGGUUGACCACGCUACCUGCACUCAGCCUGACUGGUGGGGCAGUCAGGUUAAAGACACUAUGGUCUGCGCUGGAGGAGAUGGUAUUGUUUCUGGCUGCAAUGGUGAUUCUGGUGGUCCCCUGAACUGCCAAAAUAAUGAGGGUGUCUGGGAAGUCCAUGGUAUCGUGAGCUUUGGCUCUGGCCUCAGCUGCAACUACCCGAAGAAACCCACAGUUUUCACCCAAGUCAGCUCCUAUGUUAGCUGGAUUAGCACGACCAUGGCCAGCAAUUAGAGACAGUGGACAUGAACUUGAAUUUGUUC
This is a messenger RNA of Electrophorus electricus (electric eel), 833 nucleotides long. It is a transcript of the gene ela2l, whose product is annotated as elastase 2 like. Lineage: Eukaryota; Metazoa; Chordata; Actinopteri; Gymnotiformes; Gymnotidae. Gene Ontology annotation, biological process: proteolysis. The record is from RefSeq and is a predicted model, not a curated record. Gene Ontology annotation, molecular function: serine-type endopeptidase activity.